AUGGCUACGUCUGCCCAGCUUGCGGAAAAAUCAAGACGAGACGAGCCAGGCCUCUCAGGCUUCGCCACUCCUUCUCAACUUGCGGAGAAGUCACGGCAAAAUGCUCCACCUCCUCUGCCACCUCGAACAGCGUCCGCGCCUGCUCCCCCGCCCUACUCCGCAGACGAUCAGAGAAGGAGCCAGUUGAUAUCCGAGCAAUGGCGCUCUCACGAUCCAAGAUCUUCCUCGACGCAUUCCUUGGUACCAUCAGAGUCAGGCAGAGAUGGCCGGCGAACUCUGCUGCUGAUUUAUAUCCAUGGGUUCCUGGGGAAUGAAACCAGCUUCCAGAGCUUCCCAGCACACGUCCACAAUCUCCUCACGAUCACCCUCGCAGACACUCAUGUGGUCCAUACUAAAAUAUACCCAAGAUACAAGUCAAGGAAAGCAAUCGAUUUCGCCAGGGAUGAUUUUAGCACAUGGCUCGAACCAAAUGAGAACCACUAUACCGAAGUUAUUCUCCUGGGACAUAGCAUGGGAGGAAUAUUGUCAGCGGAAGUUGCUCUUCAAAGGCCUCUAACUCCAGCCACUGGCAAACCAUUUCGUCAUCGAAUACUGGGAACCAUCAGUUUUGAUACACCGUUCUUGGGUAUGCAUCCAGGUGUGGUGGUGAGUGGUAUUGGGAGCCUCUUUCGUCCGGCUCCAGAGCCUCCUGGAAAAACCAGCCAGUCCUCAACUAGUGGAACGAACACUCCAUCAAUGAACAGCCAGGCCUCGGUUUCUUCGCCCAGCUAUGCUCCCUCCGUAGCAGAUUCGGAGGUAUCAUUACAACCAAGCCUUAUCCAAAGCAUUACAUCCCCCUUAGCCAGUCCACCCGAUGAUCCAUAUUUUAAUCCACCUUUCCCAAACGAUGUGCGGUUAGCAGAACGAAAGGGGUGGUCUAACGUACUACAUUUCAUCAAUAAGCAUUCGGAUGGACUUACCACUGCAACAAAGCAAUAUUUCAUGUCCCACUUAGAAUUUGGAGGGUGCUUAGCAGACUAUCCUGGGCUCAAGAGUCGAUAUGAGAAGCUUCGUGGGCUUGAGGAUGUGAAUGAUCUCGCCCAGAGAAAUCAACCCGGCUAUCAACCUCCAAUUAGACGAAUUCGAUUUGUCAACUACUAUACGGCAAGCACUGGAAGACCAAAACCACCAAAGCCCCUAAAACCUAUUGAAGUGGAGAUGCAGGAUAUGAGUCUCACACCGCAAAGUACCACCCGUUCAAGUAGUCGCUCUCCUGCAUCUACACCGAAGAUUUCGGUCGAAGAGCACAGCGAUGGUGCCAUUACCCCGCAACCACUUGAAGAUGGUCCAAAUGCCUCACCGGUUGAAGCACAAAUGCAGGGGCUCGGAGAUAACUCGGGUGUGCAAAACGAUAUUCAGGAACCGCCUGAAAUGAGGCAUAUUGACUCGAUUCCGAUCGAAGAGGACGAUGAACCGGAAUCCUUGACCAUGGCAAGUACCACCGAAGCGUCGGAAGAGCCGAUGAAUAAACUCAAGUCUACUCCCUCCGAACCAGCUUUACCCCGAAUUCCACCUGUUCCAACCGAGCCCGAGGCAAUCGAUCUCACUGUCUACACUGAUAAGGACUCUCGGAAGAUCGCCGAAAAAGAGCAAAAGCGUAUCAUGAGAGCAUACCAACAAGCAGUGAAAGACCGAGAAAGUGCCAUCAAAGACCGCAAGAAGUUGAUUGAGAAACGCGAGAGGAAGGCCCAACAGGGGCGAGAGAAGCAACUGAAAGCAGAGGAGAAGCAAAGACUGAAAGAAGAAAAGGAAGAGGAGAAGCGGCAGGCGACCAUCAAUCCUGAACCACCAAAGGAGCGACAAGCGUCGGUUGCAUCGUCAGUACAAUCUGGGAAGCCGAAGAGAGACAAGAAGUUCUGCAUGCUUCCACCCGAACAUGGCGGCAAGAGAGACAAGUGCUGGAUCAGAGUAUAUAUGGAGGGGGUCGACGAGGUCGGUGCACAUUGCGGACUCUUCUUCCCAGGUCCACAGUAUGAGAGCCUAGUUGGCGAUGUGGGCGAGAGAAUCAGUAAAUGGGUUGAAGCGGACGCUGAAAGAAGAAUGAUCCUUGGCACCGAAUGA
Messenger RNA from Hyaloscypha bicolor E, 2100 nucleotides. RefSeq lists its product as uncharacterized. The record is from RefSeq and is a predicted model, not a curated record. The transcript is spliced from 3 exons. Bases 1 to 2100 code for a protein of 699 amino acids. NCBI's taxonomy places the organism in Eukaryota, Fungi, Ascomycota, Leotiomycetes, Helotiales, Hyaloscyphaceae.